AUGUCCGCCCAAACGAUGCUGCCAGCGCCCGUGCGAGCUGCCCUGGCAGCGCUGGGCGGGGCCAGCACCACAGUUCGCAGCAGCAAAGCUGUGUGGGAGGGCAGGAAGCCGCGCAAGUUCUCCAUCCCUGUCAGCCUCAAAACAGUGGAGCGCGACUGGGCACAGCUUGGCUUCCACUGCGGCUGCAUGAUCGAUCCGCCCGGCCACGAGUGGAACAAUUUCACGCACGACGCAAACGAGCUUGUGGCGGUGGUGGAGGGGCGCAUGCUCUUCACGCUCCUGGACGACAGCUUCGAGCUGGAUCCUGGAGACGACAUAUUCAUCCCGGCGGGCGUGCCCCACAGCACCAAGAACAUCGCCGCCACUGCCAGCACUUGGGCCUACGGCUAUGACGGCGCGGCCAACUCCUGGUUCUAG
Chlorella variabilis is the source of this 417-nucleotide messenger RNA. RefSeq lists its product as hypothetical. The coding region runs from base 1 to 417 and encodes 138 amino acids. NCBI's taxonomy places the organism in Eukaryota, Viridiplantae, Chlorophyta, Trebouxiophyceae, Chlorellales, Chlorellaceae. The record is from RefSeq and is a predicted model, not a curated record. The transcript has 4 exons.